Lactuca sativa (garden lettuce) is the source of this 606-nucleotide messenger RNA. RefSeq lists its product as uncharacterized. The record is from RefSeq and is a predicted model, not a curated record. Gene Ontology annotation, biological process: proteolysis. Lineage: Eukaryota; Viridiplantae; Streptophyta; Magnoliopsida; Asterales; Asteraceae. Gene Ontology annotation, molecular function: aspartic-type endopeptidase activity.
AUGGAGGGGGCAUCUAAAGUGGUCCUUAAUGAGCAUUGUUCAGCCGCAAUGUUGAACAAAUUGCCAAAAAAGAUGGGUGACCCAGGUAGUUUAACUUUUCCAUGCCAAUUCGGGAAUUUAGCUACUAGUUAUGCAUUGGCUGAUUCGGGGACAAGUGUGAACCUUAUGCCAUAUUCAUUUUUUAAGAAGUUGAACCUUCCGGAGCCGAGACCGAUUCGAAUGGAAAUUCAUCUAGUAAACAAGACGGUGACAUUUCCAAGGGGGAUAUGUGAGGACCUAUUGGUGAAAGUUGAUAAGUUUGUAUUUCCUACGGAUUUCAUAGUGCUAGAUAUAGAAGAAGACCAUCAAGUGUCGAUCAUUCUUGGAAAACCUUUCUUAAACACCACAAGCGCCAUAGUGGACAUAAGAGAAUCCAAACUUACCCUUCGGGUGGGAGAAGAUUCAGUUACUUUUGGAGUUGAUCGAGCCAUGAAGCAUUCUAAGUUUAGUGAUGACACGACCUUCUCGGUGGACAUUUUGGAAGAAUUAAUGGAAGAAUGGAAAGAAGACAAGUCAAACGAUCCACCGUUACCUUUAAAGAUGACUUUGAUGUUGAAAGAGACCUAA